AUGUCGACACAAGAAAGUAAGAAAAAAUCAUCAUCAUCAUCAACAUCAUCGUCGUCUCCGAAACGUUCCAAAAAAGAACAUAACAAUGAAAAGGAUGCUGAUGAUGUUCCAACUGAAGAGGUUCAUACGGCGAAUGAUUGGGAAAAUGCUGAUCUUGGUGAUGAUCAACGAAAACAAAAAUUUCUUCGUUUAAUGGGUGCAAAGAAACAUAAAGAUGAAACUCCAGUCAAUAGACAAGAUUCACAUGGUAGCAAUCAUAAUGAUGAUGUUUCAACUGAAAAAAAACAUUCUCGCUCAAAAGUUGAAAAUGAAACAAUUGAACGUGAAUUAGAAAAACAAUUUAAGGAAGGUUUACAAUCAAAAAUUGCACAUACACAUCAUGAAGGUCUUGGUUUUCAUGGUGAUAAUAGUGGUAGUGCAUCAAGUAGUUCAGGUGAUUGGCAUCAUCAAUCAGCAAAAGCAAAAUUUGUACCAGCUAAAACAGAUGUUGGAUCAUCAAUGGAACAUGUUGAAAUAGAUAGCAAUAAAGAAGAAGAAGAACAAGAAGAAGAAGAAGAAGAAAAAGAUAAAUCAAAUAAUGAUAAACAAAAUAAAUCAAGUGAAAAACAAGAAAAAAAGAAAAAUUCGAAAUCAUAA
Rotaria sordida is the source of this 636-nucleotide messenger RNA. The record is from the annotation of a GenBank genome assembly. Lineage: Eukaryota; Metazoa; Rotifera; Eurotatoria; Philodinida; Philodinidae.